This is a messenger RNA of Rotaria sordida, 662 nucleotides long. Lineage: Eukaryota; Metazoa; Rotifera; Eurotatoria; Philodinida; Philodinidae. The record is from the annotation of a GenBank genome assembly.
AUGGAAGGUUAUCAGCAAUGUGCAGUGAGAUUAAGUGAUGAUCCUGAAGAAAUCUGUAAACGUGCACUUGCUGAUUCUGAAAUUCAACAAAUUCUUGAUGAUCCAGGUAUGUAUUUAAUACUUGACUAAAUGCAAGAUCAACCUAUGGCAAUACGUGAACAUUUGCGAAAUCCAGUUAUCGUACAAAAACUUCAAAAAUCAAUGGAGAUUGGUAUUAUUGCUAUUCACCAUAUUUAAUUCCAAAUCAUGGAAUAACAUUUCAUGUUGAUGCGUGAAUAUGUAGUGAAAAAAAAUAAGAAUGAUUUUCAAAUUCUUUUUUCUUAUAUUUCAUAACCUUUUAUAUGAUUUUUGCUACAUCACUCAUUUGCAAUUCCUCAGGUUAUUUUAAAAAUAAUCUAAUCAAUAAAUCGCAAUAUCGACCGAAAUGAAAUUGAUAAAACUACUGAAAUCACUAAUUAUUAAGUCUAAUAUUAAGUUUUCAAUUAUUCAAGUAUUAUUUUACAUAUUGUGCAUAUAAUGACUUCAAUAAAAUAUUGCAUCAUCUUACAUAUCGUUUCUUUUUGAAUACUUCAUUUAUAGUAAUCAAUCUGCUCGUUUAAAUUCUUUUAUUCAAAAAUAAUCAGACUGAGAAUUCAUCUUUUAAUUCAUGUGAUGCAAAUGUA